Messenger RNA from Lytechinus variegatus (green sea urchin), 5304 nucleotides. RefSeq lists its product as uncharacterized. Gene Ontology annotation, biological process: DNA integration. The record is from RefSeq and is a predicted model, not a curated record. Lineage: Eukaryota; Metazoa; Echinodermata; Echinoidea; Temnopleuroida; Toxopneustidae. Bases 1 to 5304 code for a protein of 1767 amino acids. The transcript has 2 exons. Gene Ontology annotation, molecular function: zinc ion binding; nucleic acid binding.
AUGAGUUUUACCGGACCUAGCCCACCAUGCGUUGAUGAUGGGAUUCGACCAGAGGAUUCCGCUAGUCAGAGCGGAAGUACGUCGUCGUCCGUCAGGCUGAAGGCGAUAGCAAGGAAGGCUGCAUUGGCUGCAGAGGCUGCAGCGUUGAAGCAGAGAUUGGCUCUGGAGAGGGAGGAGUUGGAUCUGAGACAGCGUAAGAUUCAGCUUGAUAUGGACACUCGAAUAAAGAUAGCUGAAGCUGAGGCAGAAGUAUACCUUUCUGCAGAAGAAGGACAUUUGGCUACAGAUGUCAAGGAUCUUCACGGGGCUCAAGCUAAGGUUGAUGAUGUUCUGCCUCAUCUAGUUGCUACCGAAAACUCCAAGGUGAGGGAAGAUGUCCGGGCUCCUCUAGGGGCUCACGCCAAGCCUGAUGAUUUCCUGCCUCGUCCAGAUGAUGGUAAUAACUCCAAGAUGAGGGAAGAAGUUACCCGUUCUUAUGAGCGACCAAGGGCAGUGGAUACUCAGGACUUACUACUUCAGAUAAUUGACAACAGCCAGAAGCAACAGAGAGAUUUGCUGGAAGGACUAUUUGUCCCUCAGACACAGAUUAUGACAUUUGAUGGAAGUCCUCUCAAGUUUUGGGAAUUUUGGAGGGCAUUUGAGAGCACUGUUGACUGCACCGGCAUACCUGAUAGUGCCAAGCUAACUCGGCUAUUACACUAUUGUGAAGGAGAUGCCCGCAAGAUCUUGCAGUCAUGCAGUAUUAUGCCACCAUCAGAAGGAUACAGGAGAGCAAAGGCACUUCUUCAUGGCCGAUUCGGAACUCCCUUCAUGAUUGCUGAUGCCUGGAUCAGGAAGGUGACUGGAGGGCCAAAGAUACCCGGACGAGAUAAGAGAAUGCUGCAAGAGCUAGCUGAUGAGUUACAGGCAAGGGCAGAUGAGGAGAACGACCCUGUCUUUGGAAAGCUGCUUGUCAAGGAGCAGAGUGCUAGAACCAGCCCACCGAUCAACAAAGCAUCACGAUCAAGGAGGAGUACCUUUUCUACCAGUGCAUCAGGUGAAGAGACGGCACCGUUGGUUUGUGUGAAAUGUAAGGAGUCACACACUCUGUUUGCUUGUAACGCAUUCAAGCAAAUGCAGCCUGAAGAAAGAUUCAAGCUCGUUGUGGAGAACAAGCUGUGCUUCAAUUGUUUGGAGAAGGGGCACACAUCGAGAAACUGCCAGGUGAAAAGGGUGUGCUCCGUGCCAGGAUGCAAGAGGAAGCACACUAAGUUCCUCCAUCGGGACAAGAUGGAACAGCCUCGACAAGCCCAGGAGGGGGUUGGUGAACCUGCAACUGAGAAGGUUGAGAGUUAUGCCACAGGGGCCGGUGGAAAUAAGAGGAUCCUACUACCCAUAGUUCCAAUCAGAGUUUAUGCAUCGGCCAAGGAUGAUGGCGUGGAGGCCCUGGCACUUUUGGACUCUGGUUCCACUAGCACAUUCUGCACGGAGGAAUUAGCGGAGAGAGUAAAGGCCCAUGGAUCAGCUAGCACGGUGUCUGUGUCAACUCUGGAUAGGGCUAACAGUGAACUCCACACCACUGUCGUUAGUUUGAGGAUUGAGCCAAGGUCUUCGCCAAGAGUAGUGACUCUCCCUCGAGUGUACACCAAGGCCGACAUCAACAUAAGUGUAGACCACUUGCUUUGUAGACUAGAUGUCGAUCAGUUUGCACAUCUUUCGGAUAUCCAUUUUCCAAGCUCGAAUAAAGUCAAGGUGGAUAUUCUAAUUGGUCAAGACUAUCCUGAGCUACUGUGUCCUCUGGAGACAAGACGAGGUGAACCAGGAGAACCUUAUGCAGUAAGGACAGUACUAGGCUGGACGCUCAAUGGACCUGUCCAGGGAAAUGGUAAGAGGAUGCCAUUAAGUUCGCACUUCAUCUCAGAGGAAAUGUCACUCGACAAUCAGUGCAAGAUGUUUUGGUCCCUUGAGACCAGUGAUAUGUGUAACAUAAACACAGCUGCCAAGGGAAUGUCAGUUCAGGACCAGGAAGUGUUGAAGCUAUGGGAGGAUAACGUGGUAAGGAGUGGAGGACAUUACCAGCUGCCCAUACCAUUCAAGGAACAACCGCCACCCUUGAGUGAAAACAGAUGGAUGGCUCAGCAGAGGCUUGAAUCCUUGAAAAGACGACUAAGCAAAGAUGAAUUGAUGCAUGCCAAGUAUUCACAAGGCAUGGCUGACCUUCUCGACAAGGGCUACGCUGAAGCAGUGGAUGAUUCUCUACCACUGGACGGAACUUGUUGGUAUUUACCGCAUCACCCUGUGGUUAACGAGAAGAAACCGGAGAAAGUUCGCAUCGUCUUCGACUGCGCCGCCAAAUCUGAUGGUGUAGGAUUAAAUGAUGUCGUCAGGCAAGGGCCAGACCUAACGAACAAGUUGUCAGGUGUAUUACUACGCUUUCGUCAAGCACCAGUAGCUAUCAUGGCCGAUGUGGAAGCCAUGUUCCAUCAAGUGAAGCUAGAUGCAGAUGAACGAGAUGUUCUUCGCUUCUUAUGGUGGCCAGGAGGGAAAUUGGAUGAAGUUCCCAGGACCUACAGGAUGUGUGUCCACCUGUUCGGGGGUACUUGGAGCCCCAGCUGUUGCUCAUUUGCCUUGCGGCAAACAGCUAAGGACUUUGGGGAUCAGUGCAAUACAGAAGCACCAAAGGUAGUAGAGCGAAAUUUCUACGUGGACGACUGUCUUGUAUCUGUGGAGAAUGAAGAUGACGCAAUCAAACUGUCGACAGAGCUUAGAGAACUGUUGCAGAAGGGAGGUUUUCGACUAGCUAAAUGGUUGAGCAACAGUCCAAGGGUUCUGCAAAGCAUACCAGUGUCUGAAAGAGCCAAGAAGGUUGCUGGGAUAGACUUGAACUUUGAGGCCCUCCCAGUGGAGCGAGCACUUGGUAUGAUAUGGGAUAUAGAGAUGGACAGCUUCAUCUACAAGAUUCAGCCCAAGCCCAAACCUUUGUCUCGAAGAGGGAUACUGAGUAUAGUCUCUUCAAUCUAUGACCCUUUGGGUUAUGCCAGCCCAUUUGUCCUGAGAGGGAAGAUGAUUCUACAGGAAUUGACGAGGAAGAAGCUGAGUUGGGAUGAGCCCAUUCCCGACAUUGAUGCCAAGAACUGGAGAGCUUGGAUCGAGGAACUUCCUGAGAUGGAGGGAUUCGGAGUACACAGAUGUGUCAAGCCUCAGAAGUUCGGGAAGGUGACCGAGUAUACAAUUCACAACUUCUCUGAUGCAUCGGAAGUGGCCUAUGGUGCAGUAUCCUAUCUAGUGAUAAGCAAUGAAGAAGGGCAGGUGCAUAGCAGUCUCCUGAUGGCUAAGUCACGUCUUGCACCUAUAAAGACUGUUACCAUACCCCGUUUGGAGCUGAUGGCAGCAACGCUGGCUGUCAACAUGGAUAUUAUGGUCAGGGAAGAGCUGGACUUGCCGAUCAAGAUGUCAUACUUUUGGACUGACAGUAUGAUUGUUCUUCAUUAUAUCCGUAGUGAAGAUAGGAGGUUCAAAGUCUUUGUGUCCAACAGACUUGCGACAAUCCACCAAGUCACAGAGCUGAGCCAGUGGAGACACAUAGACACAAAGGUGAAUCCUGCAGAUGUUGUGUCUAGGGGUACGUCACCAAUGAAGCUGAAGAAUGACAAAGGAUGGCUUGAGGGACCAGACUUUAUACAGCUUCCGGAGGAACAAUGGCCAAAAUGUCCCUUUGAGAAAGAGGAGAUCAAUGAGGAUGAUCCAGAGCUAAAACCAACAAAGGUGCAGACAUUUGCUGUGAGUGAUGGUAGAGGGUGCAUUGAUAGAAUCCUAAUGCACUACUCUGACUGGACAAGACUACGCAGAGCAGUAGCCUGGUGGCUUAAGCUGAAGGAGUACCUCAGAGGGAAAAGCAGAAACUCAGUGCCUGGAAAAUGCAGUAGCUUAAAACCAGAGGACUUGAAGUGUGCUGAGAAAGCAAUAUUUCAGCAUGUUCAGCAUGAAUCCUUCCCAGAGGAGUUGAAGCUACUGAAGGAGAUAGACGGAAUACCAGAGGGACGAGAAAGAGUUGUGAAAAAGGGGUCUAAGCUCGCAAAGAUGGAUCCGGUCUUCCAAGAUGGUCUUCUGAGAGUAGGGGGCAGACUCAGACGAGCCCAGAUCCCAGGCAGUGCGAAGCACCAGGUGAUAAUGCCCAGGCGACAUCAUGUAUCAACGUUGUUGGUACGAUAUGUACAUAAAAACAUUGGACAUCAAGGCCAAAAUCAUGUUUUGGCAGAACUCAGACAACAAUACUGGAUUCUUGGAGCAGGGGUUCUCGUGAGAGGCUUGGUAAGAAAGUGUGUUACCUGUCGUCGUUACCAGGCCAAGGUUGGUAAGCAGAAGAUGGCGGAUCUACCUGCCUACCGAGUAGCAGCUGGUGAGCCGGCCUUCACGAACGUUGGGAUGGACUUUUUCGGUCCAUUUGAGAUCAAGUGUGGACGCUCAGUGAGGAAAAGAUAUGGUGUGGUGUUUACCUGUAUGGCCACCCGCGCUAUCCACAUCGAGGUCGCUGAUUCUCUCGAAACUAGCUCCUGCAUUGAUGCUAUUAGAAGGAUGAUGAGUAGAAGGGGGCCGAUAACGAAAUUGGUCUCUGACAACGGCACCAAUCUGGUUGGAGCUGAAGGUGAACUUAGGAAGGCUCUGAAAGAUUGGAACCAGGAGGAGAUGUCUCAUUUCACUUCCAACAAAGGGAUUGACUGGUCCUUCAAUCCGCCAGGGGCCUCACACUACGGUGGAGUAUGGGAGAGACAGAUACGAACUAUUAGAAAGGUACUGCAAGCUGUCCUUAACGAGCAGUAUCUAAGGACGUGCCAGACGGAAGAGCAGCUUCAUACUCUGAUGUGUGAGGUGGAGGCAAUUGUGAAUAGCCGUCCACUUACUCGCGUGUCUGAUGACCCAGGGGAUCUUGAAGUGAUAACGCCUAGCAGUCUACUAAACAUGAAGCGAACGUCUACACUGCCUCCAUGCAAAUCUACCAUGGGGGAUAUCUAUGCGAGAAGACGCUGGAAGCAGAUGCAGCAUCUAGCUGAUGACUUUUGGAGAAGGUGGAUACGGGAGUAUCUUCCUAGCCUACAACAACGUCAGCGGUGGGAGCAGCCUGAGCGCAAUCUUGAUGUUGGAGACGUGGUGCUAAUCGCUGAUGGAACUUUACCCAGAGGUUGCUGGUUGAUGGGUCGCGUGUGUGAGAUUCAUCCAGAUAAGCAUGGACGCGUACGAAGUGCUAAGGUAAAGACUGCGACGUCGAUGCUAACCAGGCCUAUCACAAAACUUUGUUUAUUGCUUGAGCAAGAAGAAUCGCGAUAA